This is a messenger RNA of Cyclocybe aegerita, 1389 nucleotides long. The record is from the annotation of a GenBank genome assembly. NCBI's taxonomy places the organism in Eukaryota, Fungi, Basidiomycota, Agaricomycetes, Agaricales, Hemipholiotaceae.
AUGAUUACUCCUCGGUUUAGCUGUAGUCAAACCGAAUCAAGCGUGAUAAUCUCAAUAUACUGCCCUUCCAUUCGUGCAGCAGACUUGGAGAUAAACGUCGACGACACGCUCGUCACCGUUCAUGUCAACCCAUACUUUCUGCGACUGCAUUUUUCGAAGCCGUUGCUCGAAGAUGAUGGUUCUUCAGCCAAAUACGAUCCAAGCUCCGGAUAUCUCACCGUGACGCUCACAAAAGAGAACAAGAACGAGGUGUUUGAUGACCUUGAUCUGUUGGCCAAACUAUUGGCUCCUCUAAGGACUGCAGAAUCUGGACCGUCGCCUUCAAUUGAGGUGUUGUCGUCUGGGACGUAUACCGAAGAUGAAGAUGAACUUGCAUCAAAAACAGAGGCUCUGUCUUUAGAGCGGGACGAUGUCAUUGACGCCGCUGAAAAUGAUUGGCAGCUGCCUCAGGAGGUCCCUGCGCCAUUGCCGCCACUUAAAGCCUCUCGGCAAGCUCAUUACGGCUUCUUGGACAUGCACUCUGGAUAUCUAAAGCAUGCGACGCACACGGAGAAUGAGGUCAAUGAGCUCGGUGACGAUGCCGAGGUGUGCAACAUGGAAGAACGGCGAGCACGAAGAUUAAAACACGAGGACGAAAAGUGGGACGAAGAACACUAUAUGGCUGACUACAUGGACGACGAAUACAUCCAAGAAUUAUUAGCCUGGAAGCACCCUCAUAUUUCUGACAGCCGUCCGUUCGAAUACAACGAAAAGGAGAACAUGCAAAUGUUACGCUUGCCACGGAGAGAAUAUCUCGCGACGGCCAACCAGACCCAUGACCUCUAUCUAGCUCUCAUCCCCCUUUUGUUCGCGUACGCCUAUGAUGAGAGAACCACCCUGCGUGAUCCUACUCCGGAGAGCGCCUGGACUAUCUGCAACCUCGUUCCAGCCUUCACUGCGCUAGAACCUCCACGGCCUUCAUACUACAGAGGAGGCCCCCAUGUCUUCUCGCCGGAUGAAUUGAAAGAAUCGCUCGUGCCGUCCUAUCGACGGUCUCUUGCAUUCCCCUUGUAUCGCUCCUUCAUGCUGGCCGAAAAAUGCCUCCAAGAUGUUGCCCACUUCCUCCAAAAGGGCCAACGGACGGUCAUGCGAUGUCUUCUCGAGAUGAAAGACAUUCUCGAUCACCACGAGGUAUAUUAUGUCUAUAGUAAAAUCUGGGUUGACGAUUUCUGCGUUUGGAUACAAGCAGACGCCGAUGAUGAGAUACUACAGCAGCUAGGGACUGCUUUGAGGAACGUAGAGGUGGACAAAGCUUCCAUCGGAUGGGACCUUGAAGAGCUUGAAGCUGCGGCCAGCAGGACUGAGGAACGAGAGAAUGACAGUGACGAUGAAACAACGGACGAUGAAUAG